Messenger RNA from Syngnathus typhle (broad-nosed pipefish), 3140 nucleotides. RefSeq names its product gastrula zinc finger protein XlCGF57.1-like. Gene Ontology annotation, molecular function: DNA-binding transcription factor activity, RNA polymerase II-specific; RNA polymerase II cis-regulatory region sequence-specific DNA binding. Gene Ontology annotation, biological process: regulation of transcription by RNA polymerase II. Bases 686 to 2437 code for a protein of 583 amino acids. Lineage: Eukaryota; Metazoa; Chordata; Actinopteri; Syngnathiformes; Syngnathidae. The transcript is spliced from 3 exons. The record is from RefSeq and is a predicted model, not a curated record.
ACAUCACAUUUACAAAUACCAGAUCUAAUUUUGACCAUGAAGGCUUUGGCCAACAGCCUCACAAGCUUAACUUUUUGGAAAGCACGUGGAUGGAAAGCUUCAAGGCUUCGUCUAUGAUGUGUCCUCUCUGCAUCCAUCGCAGCCUUGUCAUCAUGGAAAGGGGAUCCUCCCAUCUGUGGUCUCUUCUCAAGGUUUCUCAUUUCCCCUAAAAUUAGUUUUGAGUUUUUCCUUGCCUUCCUGGGAAUUUAAGAUCAGGGGAUGUUGGAGAAUAUUUGUCAAUUUUCGCAAUUGUCCUGUGUGUUGUUAAAUGUUGAACAGAGGCUGACAUGUACCGAAGUCAAAUUCCUUAUUUGGCAUUCUCAAACAUGACUAAUAAAAAAGUCUUGAAUCUGGCAUCAAUGACGCACAAGCGGCUGAAAGAGUUCUGGUUAGUUAACUCUAGUGUUAAACAACACACAUGCGACAAACGCAUGCCAGUAUGCUUUCGUGUGUGUGUGUGUGCGGAAAACUCCGACUUUUUGUUUUGCACGCCACCUUGGUUUGUUAGUUUGCUGGGCAACAACAACAUGAAACGUCCCACGGUCCUUCGCUAGAGGGCGACAGGGACCUCACUCAAAUGACAUCAUCAUUACGUGACAAGAAGUAAAGCGACGACAACAAAACCGCGCUUGGUAUAAAAACUCAAAUGGAAGCGUGUCGCCUUCCAUUCGGCUGCAUCAGAUCAACACGCAACCUAUGCGGUGAAUCAGUAACAUCAGUUACACGACGACCGCAACGACGAAAGAGUGUGAAAAUGUCUGCAAGGACCUCAGCAAAGUACGUGAAGGAAAAGGACCGUAGACGUCGACGACUGGAACAUCUUUGGCUGCAGCCUUAUGUUGUGUUGCGCAGAGCAGACAUCAGUGAAGCUAUUCGUCCGAAGCGGCAGGAGCCGGAGCGCACUCGCAUUAAAGAGGAAGAUGUGGGCAAAGAGGUCCAUCACUUCAAUGAACAAAUGGAGCAGAAGUUUCUUUGCACCAUAAAAGAGGAAGAAGAGCCGGAGCGGCCUUGUAGUAAAGAGGAGGGAGAGGAGUCCUGCAACAUUAAAGAGGAGGAGGAUACCUGCAAGAUACCAUUGACUGGUGUUCCUGUGAAGAGUUUUGAUGAGGGUCAACAGGAGGUGAGCAAAGGGGCGGAGCCUCCAAGCUGCAGCUCAAGUCAAACAAUGGCCAGAGAAAGUGAUGGAGAUCACUGUGGAGGAUCACGAGCAGCUCCACCAUUAGAUAUAUUAGAUGUGUCAGGUAGUCAUGACGUGUUGUCACAUGUUCCUGCUGCUGAGUCUCAAAACAAACACAGGCAAUGUUCUCAGUGUGGGAAAUGUUAUGCUAAUAACAGUGUUUUGAACCGACACAUGAAAAUGCACACUGGUGAGAAACCUUUUUCAUGCGCAGUUUGUGGCCGUAAAUUCUCUUCUCAGGGAAACUUGAAAAAUCACACAAUAAUCCACACUGGCGAGAAACCUUUUUCAUGUUCAGUUUGUGGCCAAAAAUUCUCUUGGAGGCAAAAUUUAAGUAGGCACACAAGAAUCCACACUGGCGAGAAACCUUUUUCCUGCUCAGUUUGUGGCCAAAAAUUUUCAAUGAAGGGAGCUCUAAAUUUGCAUUCAAAAAUCCACACUGGUGAAGAACCUUUUUCAUGCUCAGUUUGUGGCCAAAAAUUCUCUUACAAGCAUCACUUGAAAACUCAUACAAGAAGUCACACUGGUGAGAAACCUUUUUCAUGCUCAGUUUGUGGCCAAAGAUUCUCUUAUAAGAACGUCUUAAAAACGCACACAAGAAUCCACACUGGUGAGAAACCUUUUUCAUGCUCAGUUUGUGGCCAGAAAUUCUCUCGGAAGGGACACUUAAAAACUCAUACAAGAAGUCACACUGGUGAGAAACCUUUUUCAUGCUCAGUUUGUGGCCGUAAAUUCUCUUCUCAGGGAAACUUGAAAAAUCACACAAUAAUCCACACUGGCGAGAAACCUUUUCCAUGCUCAGUUUGUGGCCGAAAAUUCUCUUCUAAGGGGUACUUGAAAACUCAUACAAGAAGUCACAAUGGUGAGAAACCUUUUUCAUGCUCAGUUUGUGGCCAAAGAUUCAUUAAUAAGAACGUCUUUAAAAGGCACACAAGAAUCCACACUGGUGAGAAACCUUUUUCAUGCUCAGUUUGUGGACAACAAUUCUUUGAGAGGGUACAUUUAAGUAGGCACACAAGAAUCCACACUGGUGAGAAACCUUUUUCAUGCUCACUUUGUGGCCAAAGAUUUUCAUUGAAGGGAAACUUAAAAAAUCACACAAAAAUCCACACUGGCGAGAAACCUUUUUCCUGCUCAGUUUGUGGCCAAAAAUUCUCUCAGAGGGGAAACUUAAAAAGUCACACAAGAAUCCACACUGGCGAGAAACCUUUUUCCUGCUGAGUUGGUGGCUAAGAAUUCUCACAAUCUAUGCUUAAUCAAGCACACAGUAGCCCACACCUAACUCUGUUGCCUGCUCAAUCUCUUGCCAAAGAGUCUCUAUUGAGAAUUCCGAGUGUGUUGGGGAGCUGAUCAAUGAUCCGUGAAGCUUUCACCUUUUUAAGCAGACUUCAUGAGUUUUUGCAUUGAUGAUGAUAUUGUUAACUGGCUUCUGGAGGUCUUUGUAGUUUUUAUUAUACAUAGUGUUAAUUUUGGUUUUGGUUGUGGUUUGUAACAGUAGAUACAAUUAAUUCAUUUUUGAGGCAAGUUGCUUCGUUUUUAUCAGUCUAAACAUUGGGUUUAGUUUUGUUCAGCAUUUCAUGAUCACGUUUAGGAUUUUGCCCCAUAUUUGUCAAGACUUGUUAGGAAGGCCAAUAAGAAGCAAGCAAGACAUUUUUUGUUCUUGCGCUUGUGUGGCAAUUCAGCCCUGCGCUCUGCAUCGGAAAAAGCUAACCAAUCAAAAAGCGGCCUGAUACGGCAUAUCUGAGCUGCACAAUGAUUUAAACUCUCCUCCAAAAGUGAGGCCAAGUCAUAUCAUUUUGCAGUAAAAAUAGCAAUUUGUGUCGAAAUGCUGAAUGACAAAAUAUGAAUGUGGAAUCAUGUGGAGAAGUAUUGAAUCAUGGAAUUAUGUGGUAUGAUAUUAAACGCUGACGAAUGACGACACGCA